AUGUCGUAUUCAAGUGACCUUGAACUUAUCGAGAAAAUUCUAAACACCGGAUGUGACGUAAAUCUUUCUGAUUUCGAAUCAAAUACACCAUUAAUGCAUGCAUCUGCAAGACUCUGUUUGAAUCUUGUAAAACUUUUACUCGAUUAUGGUGCAGAUGUGAAUGCUUGCGAUAAUAAGGGACACACGCCAUUGAUCAUGGCUCUCGGUAAUCUGAAUAUAAAUUUGGUUCAACUUUUAUUAGAUAAGGGAUGUGACGUCAACUCCAUGGAUAAUGAUGGUGGAAGUGCUCUCUUAAAGAUAGUUAGGAGAAAUCAUGUUGACUUGACAAGAGCAAUAUUAAAAGCGGGGGCA
Lottia gigantea (owl limpet) is the source of this 351-nucleotide messenger RNA. RefSeq lists its product as hypothetical. The record is from RefSeq and is a predicted model, not a curated record. Gene Ontology annotation, molecular function: protein binding. The annotation marks the transcript as partial. The transcript has 2 exons. NCBI's taxonomy places the organism in Eukaryota, Metazoa, Mollusca, Gastropoda, Lottiidae.